Molecule: messenger RNA, 1650 nt
Organism: Brugia malayi
Lineage: Eukaryota; Metazoa; Nematoda; Chromadorea; Rhabditida; Onchocercidae
Gene: Bma-inx-7
Product: Innexin family protein
Exons: 11
Coding region: 1-1650 (549 amino acids)
Cellular component (GO): gap junction; plasma membrane
Molecular function (GO): gap junction channel activity
Source: RefSeq, a predicted model, not a curated record
AUGUCGUUUGUAUUCCACAUUCUUCACACUGUUCCAUAUAGCAACAAGCCUAUCGUCAAGGAUGUAAUUGCAAGUUUACACAGUUAUUUCACUUGCAAUCUACUGAUUGCCUUUUCCGUUAUCAUCAGCUUUAAACAAUUCGGUGGCCGUCCGAUGGAGUGUAUGUUGCCAUUAGGAUUCAGUGGAGCAUGGGAACAGUAUGCAGAAAAUUUCUGUUGGGCGCAGGAUACGUAUUUUAUUCCACCGAAAGUCUUCGUCGAAGAUAUUCCCACAGAAGAACGCCGAGAGCGUCGAAUUAGUUAUUAUCAGUGGAUGCCAUUUUUUUUGCUGUUUCAAGCAGCAUGUUUCAAGGCACCUACACUUAUAUGGAAAUACUUUGCCGGACAGUCAGGGAUGAAAUUGGGUCAAAUCCUUCGAUUAGCUAGUGAUCCAGCAAAUUCAUCCUUGGAAGUUAAGAAGGGAAAUAUUGAAACGUUGUGCAUGCAUUUGCAAGGUGCUUUAAGAUUCCAUGAACGAGUGAAAAAGAAGAAAUUGGUGCCUCAUAAAAUUUGUCGAUUCUUGAAUAUAAAAUAUGCAAAUUAUUAUGUUACAACGGUAUAUAUCUUAGCGAAGUUAGCAUUUCUGACAAAUGCUGUGUUUCAAAUUUCUUUGAUGACACGAUACUUAUUACCAGAACUUGAAAAUAAUUACGGCUUGGAAUCGUGGAUGAAUAUUAUCUGGCCUAAGAAUGUUUCUCCUUCAUGGCAUCACAGUGGGAUCUUCCCUUUAGUAACGCUUUGCGAUUUUGAAGUCCGAGAAAUGGGAAACAUACAGACUCAUACAGUGCAGUGUGUUCUUGUUGUUAACUUGUUCACUGAGAAAAUUUUCAUUCUACUGUGGGCUUGGUUCAUGAUAUUAGCAACAUUUACAUCUCUGAGUGUUUUAAACUGGAUAUAUUUGUUAACGGAAAAUUGUUCAAAAGAGCACUUCAUUUUGAAUCAUCUCGAAAUGAGCGGAACACCGUUCAAUAAAAAUGACCCACGAAAUAAGAAGCACGUUGACCGUUUUUUGCAUGAAUAUUUGGGAAUAGACGGCAUCUUUGUUUUAAGAAUGGUUGCUAAUCAUGCGGAUGUUGUCUUUGCGACUGAACUGGUCGCAUCACUGUGGCGAUCCCACUAUGUUUUUGAGGAGAGAAGGAAAAAUUUAUUACAAAUGGACAAGGUAUGGCCCCAACACCAACAAAGACUAGAAUUGGCAUUGCUUGAAGAAGCUGAAAUUGCUCGAAAAAUCAGUUCGGAUGCCCUAAACGCGCUUCAAAGGAAAAGAAGUGUUUUCUUUGAUUCACCAUAUUUCGUAAAACGUAGUUCGCUGACUGGAAUAACAAUACCGAAAGUACUCUCACGUAACAUGCUAGGAAGUUCCUGUGCGCCAUCCCGAAACAAUUCUAGAGAUAGUAUAAUACCCUUUUCACCACGUCUCGGAAAUCAUCCUCGAGGUAGCAUUUUCUCUACUGAUAGUCAGUGUAAACCUCGACGACGACACAGCUUGGAAGAGACUGAUAUUGGUUGUAGAGUAAAGAAAUUUGCAGACAGUAGUGAUGAGGAAGAACAGGAGAAAGAAAAAGGUCCAAAAAGCUUUAUGAGUCGGAAAAGUACAAUCAAAAUUUGGUGA